Molecule: messenger RNA, 2169 nt
Organism: Vollenhovia emeryi
Lineage: Eukaryota; Metazoa; Arthropoda; Insecta; Hymenoptera; Formicidae
Product: carboxypeptidase B-like
Exons: 5
Coding region: 13-1362 (449 amino acids)
Biological process (GO): proteolysis
Molecular function (GO): metallocarboxypeptidase activity; zinc ion binding
Source: RefSeq, a predicted model, not a curated record
GUUUCGGCGAAAAUGGGCAACGGCAGACAGCUACUAACAGAGCGCAUGAGAUGGCUGACAUUGACGACGAUUACAAUCGCCGUCUUUGUCGCUGAUGCUACCGUUGUGAAUCCAGGAUUAGAAGAAUCCGCGGCUUACAAUAGUGAUUUCAGCCAGCAAACGUUUAGAAAAAAUCUGGAGAAGCGAGUCAUAUACGAAGGGGAUCAAGUGUGGAGGAUCUACAAGCACAACGAUUCCGUAACUGAGUUGGUGCAGCAAUACGACGAGCACGGUUCGUACUCAAUAUGGUCGAACCACCCGUCGGCCGUUGAUAUUUUCGUACGAAGCUACAUGCUUAGCAACGUCGAAUCGAUACUCAAAAAUUGCGGAAUAAAAUAUCAAGUUUUGAUCGACGAUGUGCAAGAGGCGAUCGAAGAUGAGAAUGUUCCUCUCACGGUGGAAAUGGCAGCUGAUCUUGAAGGACGCAAAGGUCAUCGAAUGGAAUGGACCAGCUAUCAUCGACUAGACGACAUUCUCGGCUACUUAGACUAUCUCGCCGACACAUAUCCCGAUGUCUGCUCCGUUCAGACCAUCGGUCAGUCCCUCGAAGGUCGUCCUCUUAAGGUUUUAAGAAUUAGUAACGGUAAGCCAGACGCCCCUGCUAUGUGGAUCGACGGCGGCAUUCAUGCCAGGGAAUGGAUUUCACCGGCAUCUGUGACUUACAUUAUUGACUAUUUGGUGGAGAACAGCGAAAAUUUAAAGACGGACUAUUACAUCCUGCCAGUUGUAAAUCCGGAUGGAUACGAGUACACUUUUGUUUCCGAUCGUUUGUGGAGGAAGAAUAGAAGGAAAGGCUUCAAUUGCGCAGGCAUAGAUUUGAACAGGAACUUUGGUUAUCGCUGGGGUGGAAAGGGAACCAGCAAAAAUAUGUGCCACGACACCUACCCAGGCAACAAGCCAUUCUCCGAGCCGGAGACAGAAGCCAUCCGAAAUUUCUUCGAGGCCAGUUUAGCAAAUUUCAAAGCGUAUUUGUCUUUUCACUCGUACGGUCAGUACAUUCUUUACCCGUGGGGAUAUGACCAGCGUCUACCGCCAGAUUACCUCGACCUUGACACAGCAGGCCGUCAAGCAGCUGAUGCCAUGAAGAGGGCAGGCGGUAACACCGAGUACACUGUCGGGAAUAGCGCUAUAACAUUGUAUCCUGCUGCCGGCGGUUCUGACGACUGGGCCAAGGCUCUGCUCAAGAUCAAGUACGCGUUCACGAUCGAACUGCGGGAUACUGGAAGAUACGGUUUCAUACUUCCGGCCCGUUACAUUGUUCCGACAGCCAAGGAAGCACUUGCCGCGAUACAAGUAAUUACGAAAGUUAUCGAGUCGUCGUAAUCGGAUUGCCGACUGUGCGUGGAAAAUUGGAGAAUUGUGAUUGGAAUAGUAAAUUCUUCUAGCCAGCUGAUUUGCUAAUGUAUUUUAUAUAUUGUACAAAACCUGAAGGAAUCCUUGACUUUGACAUGCGGAUUGUUUUGUAUAUUGCUGCGCAAAACUAAUGUUUUCCCACGAUUACCUUAUUAUAAGUAUAUCCUUGUAUGUAUAAAAGUUUCAGUUAAUAUCUGAAAUCGACCCUUUAUAUAGUACAACAGUUUUGCAUCUAUUGUAUUUAAACGUAUAGCUAAAAAUGUAAAUUGGAGGAAUUAAUUUUGCGAAUUAUUGAAUAACGUACAUUCCGGGAAGACAUAAUAUAUCUUUACAUAUAUUUGAAAACUCCGAAUUAAUUUCCAUAAUUAAAUUUGUUAUAAUUUCUUGUUUCAUGUAACUAUUAAUUGGAUUCCACAAUGGUUUUUAUUUUAUAUAUAGUAACUACUAAUUAUUUAGAAUACACAUAUUAGAAUAUGUACUUAAAUAUAAAUAUGUUGUAUCUUAUUUAUUUUAUUACAAUUUGAAGUGCAAAUUUGUAGUGUACGAAAGUUGCACUUUUGCGUUUGUCUCCAACGAAUUAUAUCAAAUUAAAAAAUGAAACUGCAUUUUAUAAUACUUCCAAAUCACUACACCUUUUUGCUACAGUAAAGUGAACUAUCCUAUUUGUUGUUUCUACACAAAAAUUUGUGAAUCCUGUAAAGUUUUUGAGAUAACAUCAUAAAAAAGAUCAGUAGAUAUCUUGUUCAGAUAUUAAUUUUUUUAUAAAAAGUUCGACAU